Molecule: messenger RNA, 1161 nt
Organism: Penicillium pulvis
Lineage: Eukaryota; Fungi; Ascomycota; Eurotiomycetes; Eurotiales; Aspergillaceae
Exons: 1
Coding region: 1-1161 (386 amino acids)
Source: RefSeq, a predicted model, not a curated record
AUGACGGAAAUGUACUCGGGGCUCCACGUGGACCAACGAUUUCCUUCCCUGGAGGAAUUUAAAUCGGUGAUCCGGAGCAUCUCUGUUCGACAGCAUUGGGAGCUUCGCGUGAUACGAAGCAACAAGAAGAGUGUGGUCAUUGGCUGUCGAUCAGGGGCCAAUUGUUUUUUCCGUGUGGUGUGUCGCUCGAACAAGAACACGACCUAUAUCACUAGUCUGCAGGACAGCCAUAGCUGCCGAAGGACUGGGGAUUCCCCUACCCGGACACCAGUACGCUCAGAAGCCUCACAUGUACGAUUCUUACUCAGCGAGAUUCCGAGACUUUUUGAUAUGAAGGCAAAAAUAAGGAGUCAAGAUGUCGUGGACGCUGUGAAGCGUUAUCAUGGAUAUGACAUCUCCACGAGGCAAGCGCAGCGUGCAUUGAUCAGACUGCAGUCACAAGAUUAUACCAAUCACAACGACCAAUCUUUGAGUCUAGAUAUGAGUACAGGUGACCAGCACUCGCCGACCCAGUCCCAGACUGAAUCGCAGGGCGAUGCAGGGCCCGCGUACCGGGACAUGUCAGAGACUCGCUGGAUAUCGGACCCUCUUCAGCCUACGUUGAUGGAGGAUGACGCUGUAAAUGCUAAUGAACCCCCAGAUAAUUCUGUGGCGCCAACGCCAGUUCAGUCUGUACGGGUGCCUCAGAUACCACCUCCAAUUGGAGACCCAGGCCAGUCUGCGAUGGGUAAUGACCCACGCCCUAUGACCGUAUCGCAGCCUGGAAUUGGAUACUCAAGUGCUGCUGCUCUACCAAUAGCAGGUACCUCACAUUUUAAACCUUCCGACUACCCACCACGCAAUGACCACCCUGGAAUGCCUCAGAUGGUGAUUUCGGAUUUCAAGAUUGAAUUUACCUGCACAACCUGUGGAGCUCUGAAUCAAAGCUUCUUCCCAAACCAGGGAAAUGUUUCCGGUAGCCCGUAUAUGACACAUCAUGGCGUUCCAAACCCAGGCACAGUCACACGACAUGGUGACCCUUCUCAACAUGGUCCAGAUGGCAACCCCAGUGAUGUUGCUGAGGAUGAUGGUUAUCACGUCAACGCUCUGAACGCCCGGGUGAUGGAAGAUCCUUGGGCAACUGGUGAUUUGGGAGUAUCUAUUGGUCCAACAAAUACCUAG